Molecule: messenger RNA, 1654 nt
Organism: Anarrhichthys ocellatus (wolf-eel)
Lineage: Eukaryota; Metazoa; Chordata; Actinopteri; Perciformes; Anarhichadidae
Product: gastrula zinc finger protein XlCGF7.1-like
Exons: 1
Biological process (GO): embryo development; regulation of transcription by RNA polymerase II
Cellular component (GO): nucleus
Molecular function (GO): RNA polymerase II transcription regulatory region sequence-specific DNA binding; DNA-binding transcription factor activity, RNA polymerase II-specific
Source: RefSeq, a predicted model, not a curated record
ACGUCCAGCAGCUGUUAGCAAAUAAAGAAGAGGUUCCCUCUGAGCAGCAGGAGUGGAGCUCCAGUCUGGACCAGGAGGACCCAGAGCCCCCACACAUUAAAGAGGAACAGGAGGAACUCUGGACCAGUCAGGAGGGAGAGCAGCUUCAAGGUCUGGAGGAGGCUGGUAUCAAGUUCUCAUUCACUCCUGUGAAGAGUGAAGAUGAUGAAGAGGAAGCUCAGUCCUCACUUCAUCAAAGACAAACUGAACAGAUGGAAACAGAAGCUGAUGGAGAGGACUGUGGAGGACCAGAACCAGCAUGGAACUCAGAUCCAGGUAGACAUCCAGAAACUGUAGAUAAGACAGGAGACUCUCUUGAACCUCAGACUGAUGACGACGCCAGAGAACCUCAGUCCGGUUUAAACUCUCUGAAUAACGAUGGCGUUCCUGUAAACGAUGUCAAAUAUAAUGUUGGCAAAAAAUCUUUUAUCUGCUGCGAAUGUGGUCGCAAAUUUGGCCGUAAGGACAGUCUGCGGAGACACAUGAGGUUUCACACGGGAGAGAAACCGUACAGUUGCUCAGUGUGUGGUAAAGGAUUUUCUCAGAGGCCGAACUUGAUUCGUCACAUGAGAUGUCACUCCGGAGAGAAACCGUUCCGCUGCUCCUUCUGCGACACAAGUUUCGCUGUGCGGAGCGCUCUGGUGAAUCACAUGAGAAUCCACACCGGGGAGAAACCGUUCAGCUGCUUGUAUUGUGACAAAAGCUUCACUCAAAAGGGAGGCCUGAAGAAACACAUGACCGUCCACACAGGAGAGAAACCAUUUAGCUGUCCGGUGUGCGAUAAAUGUUUUUCCCAAAAGGCCAAUCUGACGUACCACUUCUCAUUGCACACGGGACAGAAACAGUUCAGCUGCAGCGUUUGUGACAAACGGUUCACGUGGCAGUCGCAGGUCCGAAGUCACAAGUGUGUCGGCGAGAGCAGUAAAUAGGGAUCGAUACCCAAACCCCGGUUUUAAGCGGGCGCCUGUUCAACAUAAUUAAAGACCGGAGUGUUGAUCAGAGGAUCAAUGCACCUGUUCAACAAGCGUAAACAUGAUCUGCUCUGUCCUCCAUGUUUACGCAGCUAGCUCGGCUAAUUAUUACCAACAAGCUGAAACGGAAGCUGUUCAUUUCUCUGUCGUCAAAAUAUUGAUUUUUAUUUCUAUACAUUUGCAUUUGAUUCUGUUUUAACAAGUGCUUGUGAACAUAACGUUUAGCCCUCUUUGUAAAGAAAACACUAGAUUUACAGAUAUUGAAGACAUCUAUCUAUGAUGUUAUUAAGUGUAAUGUCAUUUUCAUAUAACUUGUAACGCUGAUUAUAUACAGUAACAAAAAGAUGUAAACUGUAAGAGGAAGUAGUAAGAAAUGAUUUCUGAACAGAGUUUUGUGCGUUAAUAUUAAAACCACUGACGGUACUACAGAGUUUAUGUACUAUGUUGGAUAUACUGACGUUAUGACAUGAAAGUGCUGAUGAUAUUUACUGAAAAUAAAUGUUGAAUGAGAAAUGAGUUUGGUGUCAUCGAGUAUUUUGGUGAUUAGUAUGUAUGUAAUUGUACAUAUCCAUAACUUCUGCAUGCUGGGUUUACUCCACCGUCCACAACCUCAAAGGCAGUAGUGGAGGACUUUGUGGAGUGGG